Molecule: messenger RNA, 744 nt
Organism: Chrysemys picta bellii (western painted turtle)
Lineage: Eukaryota; Metazoa; Chordata; Testudines; Emydidae
Source: RefSeq, a predicted model, not a curated record
AGGAUCGACCCCAGCCCAGCGCCUGCUGCGGUGUCUCUAGCCUGAGUGUCUGAGAGAGACAAUGGGGCCAGCACCUGGGUCAACUGAGAGUGACGUGCUGCUGCAGGAGAAUGCUAAUGGCAGUGGACACCUGCAGACUGCAGGGGAGCCAGAACCUCGUCGUAACGGCAAGAAAAGUCAAACCUGUCCAGUUGUGGUUGCACUGAUAGUUGUAUCGUCUGCUUUGAUCGCUGCCAUCAUUGCUCUGGCAGUGCUGGCAUCUAAGCUUUCAUCAGCUGCUCUGUGCCCCCCUGCUGGCCCUGCAUGCCCGGACGGCUGGAUCGGGUACCGAGGGAAAUGCUACUAUUUCUCAGAGGCCGAAGGGAACUGGACCUACGUACAGCGCCACUGCUCCUCCUUUGGUGCCUCCCUGGCUGGGAUCGACAAUGAGCAGGAAAUGGCGUUCCUGCUGCGCCAUAAGGGUGUCCGUGACCACUGGAUCGGCCUCCGGAGGGAGCAGGAGCAGCCCUGGAAAUGGACCAACGGCACCGAAUUCAACGGCCUGUUUGUGAUCAGAGGAGGAGGUGACUGCGCGUAUCUGAAUGAUGAGAAAGGGGUCAGCAGCUCACGGUGCUACAUGGGAAGACGAUGGAUCUGUAGCAAACCUGAGGUGUAUGUGAUGGGAAAAGGGACUGCACUGGAAGGGAGCUCAAAAUAAGUCUCCUAGAAAUGACACUGAUACAACUCACACCUACAGUACUUGAA